Toxotes jaculatrix (banded archerfish) is the source of this 2406-nucleotide messenger RNA. It is a transcript of the gene dlk2, whose product is annotated as delta-like 2 homolog (Drosophila). The transcript has 6 exons. The coding region runs from base 270 to 1439 and encodes 389 amino acids. Gene Ontology annotation, molecular function: Notch binding; calcium ion binding. The record is from RefSeq and is a predicted model, not a curated record. NCBI's taxonomy places the organism in Eukaryota, Metazoa, Chordata, Actinopteri, Toxotidae.
CACACACUCUGCAGAGGAGUGUGUGUUCAGAGAGCCAGCAGAGGAGGAAGCCGUCGUCUGAAGGUGCGGACGCUCCACUGUGCCUUCAACUCUCAGCUUCCUGUUUCAUUAUUUUUAACUGCUCCAUCAAACGGUGUGGGACAGGACGCUGCCUAAGGACAUCUGUCUGAGGACAUCUGUCUGAGGACGUCUGUCUGAGGACAUCUGUCCUCAGAGUUUGACUCUCCUUCAGGACUCAGCACAUUCAGGUCGUCCUCUCUGUAGCCAACAUGUCUGCAGCCGUCCUGCUGCUGCUGAACUGCUGUGUCCUCACUGUCCUCAUCGUCCCUCCAUGCACAGGCCAAGGAAGUAACUGCAGCUGCAGCGUCACCAACAGCCACUGUGAUGAGUCCGGAGUCUGCAGGUGUGACCCCGGUUGGGACGGCGACCGCUGCGACCGCUGCGUGCCGAUGCCUGGCUGUCGCCACGGCUCCUGUCAGCAGCCGUGGCAGUGCAGCUGUGAUCUGGGCUGGGGGGGACGCUUCUGUGACAAAGACCUGUAUGUGUGCUCGGAGCAGCAGCCGUGUCAGAACGGAGCUUCCUGUGUGAUGGAGGACAGCGGUGAAUACACUUGUCUGUGUCCUGAAGGUUUCCAUGGCAGAAACUGUCAGCUGAAGACCGGACCCUGUCACCGGAGGAGGUCUUCAUGUAAGAACGGCGGUCUGUGUGAGGAUGCCGAUGGUUUUGCAGCAGAGUUGACGUGUCGCUGUCUGGCCGGCUUCACGGGGCCGCGCUGUGAGACCGACGUGGACGACUGUCUGAUGAAACCGUGCGGUAAUGGUGCCACCUGCUUGGACGGCGUCAACCGCUUCUCCUGCCUCUGUCCCGCCGGCUUCACCGGCCGCUUCUGCACUGUCAACCUGGACGAAUGCGCCAGCCGGCCCUGCCUCAAUGCCGGCCACUGCCUCGACCGUGCCGGAGGCUUCCACUGCAUCUGCCGGCCUGGCUACUCCGGAGCCACCUGCGAGACGCUGGAGAGGAGCGACUCCCCCGAGUCUGGAUGGACAAUGCUGGGGUGGCAGGGGGGAGGAGGUGGCGAGCCGGGGCACCACUCGACCACUGGAGGUAAGAACCAAAGGACCAGCAGUAACAGCAGCCAUCACGACGACCGGCUGUUUAAGGUAACGGUGAGCGAGCGCGGCAGCCCCGGCCUCUCAGAGGUCCAGCUCAUUGUCCUGCUGGUGCUGGCAGGGCUGACGCUGGGCGUGGUGGUGCUGACUGCCGCCCUCGUCCUGCAUGGGAACUGCAGGGACUGUGGCCACGCCCCCUGUUGGUCAUCAUCAUCGCAGCAAGGACAGAAGAGCAGGCGGAGAGCCCAGCAGGACGAGCAGGACUGUCAGAUCAGCUUCCUGAAUGCUGCGGAUCCAGAGAAGAAGAAACUCAACGUGGAGGUCGUAUAGACUGAGUAGGCGUCCGAGCACGGGAGUGACACACGGGGGGGCUCUCUCACCCCUGCAGGAUCAGAGGUCAGAGGUCAGAGCUGUCGUCUUGAACCUGAAAAGUAUAACUGACUUCACCUGCCUCAGGUUCAGGUCUGAGCUGGGGUCCAGGCUGCUGUUGCCAUGGAGAAGUGGUCUGUCCGCUGCUGAACUGACUCUGCUGCAGAUCCGUCUUUAACGUCCACUGUUAGUGGUUCACAUGACACAACUUCGAGCUCUGUGAUUGGAUGUUUCUUGGCCAGAUGCAUGUUGGGAGUCGUAGUUACCUUCACGCCAGAACAUCUGGACUUUUUAUUGAGGAAGCAGAUGUUUUCUAACAGAUGUUCGCCUCGUUGAUCCACCUGUGACUCACUGACUCAGUGCAGGAACCAGGAGAGUCUGAAAGAACGGCUCACGCUUCGAAUGACAUCAUGUUUUUGGUCAUGUGACCUGUGGAACAUAAAGUCGCAAGAAAAAUGUCAUAGUUUUCUGCAUUAAUUUGUCCUAAAAUGUGACCUUGAAAAUGCUCAGGUGUUAGCAUACCUGCAAGAAGAUCAGAUCACGUUUUAGGACAAAUUAUUUAAAGUCGGCGUCGGCACGGCGACGUCACUGACCCCGCGGAGCAGGAAGCAGCGUCAGGCUGGGCGUCAGUGACGACACCAGACGCUUCCUGUGGUUCUUCUGCUGAGGUUUAAAGCUGAUUUGACUCUGAGCCAGAAUGUUUGUAUGUUCAGAUGGUCAGUGAACUGUUUCCACGUGGAGGUAAAACAGGCUGCGUCUCUGCAGCUUUCAAACCUAAUUUAUUGGUGUAAUUUAUCAGCAGUGUGCGUGUGUGUGUGUGACGUUCUGCUGAGACUCUUACGUUUUUAUAACAAACUGUGCAAUAAAGUUGUGAACGAUGAGCUCUGAAGCCUGAGAGCUGGAGUUUUUCCUACUGGCAGCAGACGUG